Messenger RNA from Gaeumannomyces tritici R3-111a-1, 2314 nucleotides. RefSeq names its product tRNA-pseudouridine synthase. Gene Ontology annotation, molecular function: pseudouridine synthase activity; RNA binding. Lineage: Eukaryota; Fungi; Ascomycota; Sordariomycetes; Magnaporthales; Magnaporthaceae. The transcript has a single exon. Gene Ontology annotation, cellular component: cytoplasm; nucleus. The record is from RefSeq and is a predicted model, not a curated record. The coding region runs from base 199 to 2217 and encodes 672 amino acids. Gene Ontology annotation, biological process: mRNA pseudouridine synthesis; tRNA pseudouridine synthesis.
GGGAUGCGCGUUGUUAUCGAUAACGAUGCCAGUGUGACAUCCAGAGAAUGACAAGCAAUUUAUUUUUUGCCUGCCACUUGAAAGCGACCUCGGGAUGUAGCGGGCAUCCGACUCCGAGAGACAAAAAGAAACCGGAAAUUUGUGAGCCAGGUGGCUUGCGGUGACCCUGACAGCCCUGCAAGGCUUUUUCGGGAUGUUAUGAGGCCAACGUUCAGGGUCUCGCACAAGUGGCUCUGGCACAAACCCCUCGUCGCACUCACACCAAAGUUGGGCCUCCUGGCCGUUCGACCCCCCGCCUGGGCGCGCCACUUCAUCACCACCAUCAUGGCCGGCGAAAAGGCCAAUUAUGAUCGCUGGACCAAGGACAGCCUGAUCCAGCGCAUCAAGCUCUUGGAGCAGCAGCUCGAAAAGCAAAGCCGACAGGACACGGCCGCCGUGGUUGCUUCCUCGGCGGCCUCUGCCUCGCUUCCCACCCAAGAGCGGCAAGGGCAGGCACGGGCACCCCCGCCCAAGAAGCGCAAGUUCGCGGACCCGUCAAACUACUCGACGCGCUUCAUAGCGCUCAAGCUGGCUUACCUGGGAGGCAACUACAACGGCUUCGAGUAUCAGGCCAACGGCAAGCUGCCCACCAUCGAGGAGGAGCUUUGGAAGGCCCUGGUCAAGACCUGUUUGGUGUUCCCGGAGCGGGGGCCCGACGAGGUCGACUUUGCCUCGUGCGAGUACUCAAAGUGCGGCCGGACGGACCGCGGCGUUAGCGCCUUUGGCCAGGUCGUCGCCCUGCGCGUCCGCAGCAACCGUCCCGUGCCGAGGGCCAGGAAGCAGCAGCAGCAGCAACAUGCCGCCGGAUCAUCAGCCGAGGCGGGCGAUGGGGCUGCCGUCGCUGCUGCUGCCGAGCUGGAGGCGCCCGAGGCCACAGGAGAGGAGGGAAGGCGGCAAGAAGACGACGACGACGACGACGACGAUAGCGACGAAACGCCGUACCCCGUCGCCGACGAAAUCAAGUACUGCAAGCUCCUGAACCGCACACUACCGCCAGACAUCCGCGCGCUCGCCUGGUGCCCAACGCCGCCGCCGGGCUUCUCGGCGCGCUUCUCGUGCCGCGAGCGCCAGUACCGCUACUUCUUCACGCAGCCCGCGUUCGCGCCCGCACCGGCGGUCUUGGAGGGAGCCCAUCAUCCCUCCUCGUCCGCCGGCAGCGGCGGCCGCCGCGUCAAGGACGGCUACCUCGGCAUCGAGGCCAUGCGGGAGGCGGCGCGGCACUUUGAGGGCUCGCACGACUUCCGCAACUUUUGCAAGAUCGACGCCAGCAAGCAGAUCGGCAACUUUGAGCGACGCGUGCUCGAGGCCGACAUCGUCGAGGUGCCUGACACCACCUCGGCGUUGCCGUACCUAGACCGGCCCGAGUUCCUGCCCGGACAGGACGGUAAUGGCGACAGCUUAGCGGUGGACCCGCCGAGGCCCAGGGUGUACUACUUCCACGUGCGCGGCACCGCCUUCCUGUGGCACCAGAUCCGCCACAUGGUCGCCGUGCUCUUCCUGGUCGGCCAGGGGCUCGAGAAGCCGUCGGUCGUGGCAGACCUGCUGGACGUGUCGCGGUACCCGGGCAGGCCCAACUACCACCUGGCCUCGGACGCGCCCCUCGUUCUGUGGGACUGCCUAUUCGGCCGGCCGCCGCCGGGAGCUGAGGGCGGCGCCACGUCCUCGGAGGCGGUCGAGCCGGGCCCGGACCUGGACUGGGUCUACGCGGGCGAGGACGGCGACCCCGUCGACCUGCACGGGCCCAAGGGGCUCGUCGACGGCCUGUGGGAGGUCUGGCGCGGGCGCAAGAUGGACGAGCUGCUGGCGAACCGACUCCUCGACCACGUCACGACGCUGACGGACCCCGUGCGCGCCGUGGCCGCGUCAGCGGCGGCUGUGGACGCCGCGGCGGCGCUGAAGGGCGGCGGCUCGGACAGGAAGGCAAAGCAGAAGCAGAAGCAGCAGCAGCAGCGUGGCACAAAGGCCUUCGAGGGGGGCGACGGAUCCCACCUGAUAGGGACGUACACGCCGCUAGCAAAGAGGCAGAUGCAGGCGACGCCCGAGGACGUCAACGACAAGUGGGCACAGAGCAAGGGCUUCGCCAGCGCGGCGGAGCUGGCCGGGACUGAGAACUGGAGGAGCGUUAUUAAGGCGCGCAAGCUGGCGGCUGCGGAGGCGGCGGCAGUGGGUGGUCCAUAGCAGAGCUUAGCAUAUGGCGCAUUAGGUUAUACACUAUAGAUAAGAUAAAGAGAAAAAUAAAUCGAAGAGGAGCAAAGACUCGAGGGUCAAAAACGUC